Penicillium cataractarum is the source of this 1113-nucleotide messenger RNA. RefSeq names its product pyridoxal kinase. Gene Ontology annotation, molecular function: pyridoxal kinase activity. Gene Ontology annotation, cellular component: cytosol. Lineage: Eukaryota; Fungi; Ascomycota; Eurotiomycetes; Eurotiales; Aspergillaceae. Gene Ontology annotation, biological process: pyridoxal 5'-phosphate salvage. The transcript has 6 exons. The coding region runs from base 1 to 1113 and encodes 370 amino acids. The record is from RefSeq and is a predicted model, not a curated record.
AUGUCUGACUCGCUCGUGCCAGAGACACGGGUGCUGGCCGUGGCUAGCCAUGUUGCCUACGGCCAUGUGGGAAAUACAAUGGCGACCUUCGUCAUGCAGUCCUUGGGCUGCGAGGUUGCCGCAUUGAAUACAGUCAAUUUCAGCAACCAUACCGGCUAUCGCCAAUUCAAGGGCACCCGUGCGACUGCACAAGAAAUUUCAGAUCUCUAUCAAGGCCUGUGCCAGAGUAACUUGACCGAUUUUGAUGUCAUGCUCUCCGGCUAUGCGCCAAGUGCAGCCGCCGUCGAGGCCGUGGGCGCCAUUGGCAUCGAUCUGCAACAGAGAGCCGAGAAGAAGCCGGGGUCUUUCUUUUGGGUAUUGGACCCCGUGAUGGGCGAUCAAGGCCGGUUAUACGUCAACGACGACGUCGUCCCCGCCUACAAGAAUAUCAUCCACCACGCCGAUUUAAUCCUACCCAACCAGUUUGAAGCCGAAGUCCUCUCCGGCAUCAAAAUUACUUCACUGGCCACCCUUGCUGAAGCAAUCACUGCCAUUCAUCGCAUUUAUUCUGUACCGCACGUUAUAAUCACCUCCGUCCAGCUUUUCAAGCUGUCAACCUCCGGAUCUACCCCCAGUCCGCCAGAGAAUUUCCUGACGGUAAUCGGCUCCACAACAAAGUCCGACGGCUCUCCACGCCUGUUUCGGGUUGACGUCCCCGCCCUGGACUGUUUCUUCAGUGGAACCGGUGACAUGUUCGCCGCACUGACGGUAGCUCGGCUACGCGAGGCCGUCGACGCUGCAGGCGACGGUCUCCGCAACACCCGUUCCUGGGUGUCGCCGGACGACGUCCCGUCCAGCCAGCUCCCGCUAGCUCAGUCUACCAUCAAGGUUCUUUCAAGCAUGCAUAGCGUUCUUGAGCAGACGAUGGAGGCUCGCGAUGCGGAACUCGCAAAAGAUGUCCCAGCCCAGAAUGGGGAUGUGAGUGCUGAAGACAAGCAGAAGCGUGAACAUCUACGACGGACUAAGGCUGCAGAGGUGCGGUUGGUUCGUAAUACGCGAUUCCUGCGGGAUCCUCCUGCUCAGUUUGAAGUGCAGGAGUGGUGCAAAGAAGAUCUUCCGGCACAGUUGCAAUAG